UAAUGCAUAUGCGCAGUACUGUUCACAGAUGAAGUAGCAGAUUCCUAUUUGUUUCCUCUGGAAACGACUUUGAAUUAAGAAUAACGAUUUAAUUAUAUUUCAUCACGCAAUGAUCAAAAUUUUGUAAUUGUAGACUAAAAUGAAUAUCUGGAAUACCUUAGCCGAAAGAAAGAACCUAAACGAUUUAACACUAAAAGUGGUUGUUUCCAGUUGGAUCAAUGUUUGCCAUUGUUAGGAAUUUGCGUUAUUAAUGAAAUGGAGACUGAUACACAAACAUGGUUUUUGAUUUUGAUGUGAAAACUUACGUACAAAACUUAAAGGCCACAAAACCACCUUAUGAAUGCCCAGUGAAAGAUUGUGGUCGUGUCUAUAAAAGUUUCUGUGGUAUCCAAUUUCAUUUAUAUAAUUUUGAUCAUGAAAACCCAGAAAAUGUUGUGCCUCCUACUCACUCCAACAAGAAAGCAAAGCGUAAGAAUAAAUGGCACCAUCGGGCUAAUCGAAGGUCGCCAACACCUCCUGAGUUUUUCCGGACUCAAUCCAGAGACACACUAUCUUACGCUGAUGCACAGAGAUUGGUGGAAGUGGACUUAGAAGGAAAGGUUCAUCGCAUCAAUAUUUAUGAGCCUUUGGAAAUUAUCUCACAGGAUGAGAUUGACAACCAGAGCAAUGCUGAGAAGGAAGAAAAAGGUGAAAAAUCACCCCAAAAGGUGAAUAACAAUAAACACCCUGAAAAUCAAAAAUUAAAAAAGGAGGUGAGCAAUGGACAUGUUGCUAUUAAAUUACCAGAAGCCCAAUUCAAAGUUGUUGAAGACUAUGUAAAACCGUCGAAUGUUCGUCCUAGGCCUCUGUCCUAUUAUCGAUACAUUGAGAAAUCGUCAGAGGAAUUGGAUGAAGAAAUAGAAUAUGAUAUGGAUGAAGAGGAUCAUGCUUGGCUAGAAAUUAUUAACGAGAAAAGACGGAAUGAUAGUCUUCAGAUAAUUACUCAAGAAGUAUUUGAAAUUUUGAUGGAUCGAUUUGAGAAAGAAGCUUUCUUUCAGAGUCAGAGUUCUGGGAAGGAUAACAAUCCGUCUAUUGAUGAAGACGCAGUCUGUUCAAUUUGUAUGGAUGGGGAGUGCCAGAACAGUAAUUACAUUUUGUUUUGUGAUAUGUGUAACCUUGCUGUUCACCAGGAAUGUUAUGGUGUACCGUAUAUUCCUGAGGGCCAGUGGCUCUGCAGGCGUUGUCUUCAAUCACCUUCUAGAGCAGUAGAUUGCUGUCUCUGUCCAAACAAGGGUGGUGCUUUUAAACAAACUGAUGAUGGUAGGUGGGCUCAUGUUGUAUGUGCUCUCUGGAUACCUGAAGUUGGAUUUGCUAAUACUGUAUUCUUAGAACCUAUAGAUAGUAUAGACCAUAUUCCACCUGCCAGAUGGAAACUUACUUGUUACAUUUGCCGACAGCGCGGAACAGGGGCAUGCAUUCAGUGUCAUAAAACCAAUUGUUAUACUGCCUUCCAUGUGACUUGUGCCCAACAAGCAGGCUUAUAUAUGAAAAUUGAACCUGUACGUGAUGUAGUAAACACUGCUGCGCUUGGGGUGCGCAAGACAUCUUAUUGUGACGUGCAUACACCUGCCGACUCGGAAUGUACACCUAUGUUAAGUGAUGAAAACGAUGAAAAAUCACCUACUGCCAAGCAUGCGAAAGCUAAAUCGCGUAUUAAAAUGAGAAAAGCUCGGAAGAUUUUAGCUGAGAAAAGAAAUGCUCUACCUGUAGUGUCCAUACCUACCAUUCCACAACAAAAAAUAACCAAAAUUUCUGGCAUAAUUACUUUACAAAAGAAGCAGCAGUUUUUGGCACGACUCUUAAGUUAUUGGACUUUAAAACGUCAAUCUAGGAAUGGUGUUCCACUUCUGCGAAGACUUCAGUCCAAUCAUAUGACUCGGAAUAAGGAACAAACAAAGAAUGAUAAGCAAAGCAAUGCUUUACGAGCACAACUGAAAUAUUGGCAGAGGCUUCGGCAGGAUCUUGAAAAAGCUCGUCUGCUGGUGGAACUCAUUAGGAAACGAGAAAAGCUGAAAAGAGAACAGAUAAGAGUACAUCAAUUAGCCACAGAAAUGCAGUUGCAGCCUUUUGUUAUUUUCUUAAGACAUGCACUAGAUCAAAUUCAAGAGAAAGAUGUGGGAAACAUUUUUGCUGAGCCUGUAUCUCCAAAUGAGGUCCCAGACUACUUGGAAUACAUUGAACACCCCAUGGAUUUCUCGACAAUUAGGAAGAAAGUCGAUGGCCACAUUUACAAAACCAUUGAUGAAUUUCAAGCAGACUUUGAACUUAUGAUAAAGAAUUGCUUAACAUAUAAUGCUAAGGACACAGUCUUUUAUAGAGCUGCUGUGCGGCUUCGAGAUCAGGGGGGAUCCAUAGUGAGAGCUUGCAAACGAACAAUUGAGAAAGUCGGUUAUGAUCCUGAAACAGGAUUACACUUAACUGAAGCUCCAAAGUCUCAAGAUAAACAACCUGUUGUUUUAGAGAAAGACUUUGACAGUUUUCUACAAGAUGUUAAGGAAGACAUGCCACUGAAAGAGCAAUUAAGUUUGCUGCUGGACAGAAUGGACAUGACAAACAGCAUACCUCACGGCGGCAAGCGCUCUAAAUUUGCAAAGAGAAUUAAAAAAGAGAUAAUAAAAGUGCGGCGAAGACUCGCUCUACAAAGAAAUAUUUGUUCCAGUGAGAAUGAAGAUCCUGCUCAGGGAACUGAACCUUCAUCAGAAGGACUCUCAGCAAGUUCUGAAAGUGGCCCUGUAUUAUCAGUUAAGCAAACUUCCCAAACAUGUUUACGAUCAGACUCAUCAUCUUCCAUGGCAACAGUAUCUGCCCCACCCUCAUCCAAGCCCACCUCACCUCCUCUGGUCAAAUCGCCUGCAUCAUCUCCUACAUCAGCUGCAACUACUGCAUCAGAAAAGACUUCCUCAGUGCCAUUGAAACCUACUAAGCCUACAGCAGGUCGUCGGGGCCGAGGCAGAUUACGGGCACGUAGCAGCCGUAGUGAAUCUGAAAGUGAUGUAUGUUCUUCCCGGCGGGAGUUAGGAGGGGACGCUAAAACUUCUAAUGACACUUCUCAAACUGUUGCCACUUCUGCCCAGUGUUGUGAAUCUAAGGCUUCACCAACUCCUGUUACUCCACCAAAUCCAACUGCCCAUGCUCCUAUUGCUGGAGUCAACCGACGGACUGCAGUGCUCUUCACUAAGAAGUUAAAUAAAACAAUGACUCCUUCAGCAGUGAGCACGCCACAGCGUAAGGGCCGUCCUCCUCGCCUUAAAAGCCAGCUAGAUCUUCCAGACAAUUGUAGCACCCAAACAUUUCCAGGACCAAAUAGCAAAGGAACUGGUGGUAGUGGUAGCAGUGGCAGUGGUGGCAGCAGGGGUGGUAGUUCCAGUAGUAGUGGAAAUGUAAGUAGUGUCACUAGCAGCCAAAAUAACACCAGCAGUAACAACACCAACAAUAACACCAACACCACUAAAGCUAGUAGUGGUGUCACCAGCCCGGUUUCUGCAAGCAGUGGACGAAAAAGAACAGCUUGUUCUACUAACAUAGGGAACCUAAAUGUUCGUGACAUCCAGCCAACACCACCCAAACGAGGAGCUGUGUCUGUGGCCUCUGAUCCUGCACACUCUAAUAUGUCAAAUUCGGGUGAUUCCACUUCAAACCUUUUGCCAAAAAACAGCUUUACUCAGUACCGAAUUGAUCCAACAAACAGUUUUUCAGAAUCGGACAGCACAUCGGACAUCAGCAGCAGUGAUGAGUCUUUGUCUGACAGUUCUAGUGGGCAAUCAAGUAGCCAGAGUAGAUCAGCACGUGCUCAUCGAAGCACAAGUUGUGAUUCUGAUGACAUCAUUCCGUUAGAGCCGCUUGAUUUAGUGUGGGCCAAAUGUCGAGGUUAUCCCUGGUAUCCAGCACUGAUAAUUAAUCCCAAAAUGCCAAAGACUGGUUAUUUUCACAAUGGAGUUCCAAUUCCAGUACCUCCAGAUGAAGUUUUGGCUUUACAAAAGAAAUAUGAUGAACCAGUUUACUUAGUGUUGUUCUUUGAUACUAAAAGAACUUGGCAAUGGUUACCAAGAAAUAAGCUUGAACCUCUUGGUGUUGACUCAGGUUUGGACAAGGCCAAACUAACGGAAAAUAGGAAGCCAAAUGUUCGCAAAGCUGUUAGAAAAGCAUAUGAAAAAGCAAUUCUUCAUCGUUGUAGUGUGACUGGUGAUCCUAAUCCGUUGUCUGGGGAUUCCAGUACUGAAGACUAACAAGAUAUUGGACUAAUAAUAUAGCUUCCCUAUAAUAAUAAACUGGCUUAUAUGGCCAAAGGGCUGUUUAUUUUAAUAUUGCAAUUUUGGGAGCUAUCUUUACUGACCAUCCACAUGGCUGCUAUAUGUAAGGUCUUAAUUUAUAACUAGCCACCUUCUGUUGUCACUCUCUUCUCACCAUUUCUUUCCCCCUCCUUCUCCCCUUCCUCCUUUUUUUCUUUCUAAAGAUUCAUUCCUUUUUUUUUUUUUUUCUCUCUCUCUCACCUAUUCUUUUCAAAUAGCACAGAUGCUGUCUGCUGUCUGAAUAGUUAUGAGAGUUAACAGAAGUCGCAGUGAAUAUUGUUUUAUAAAUAUUUGAGAAAUAUUGUAAAUAUUUUUCCAUGUAGUCCAUUAUAUCAAUUGUUCAUCGCCAUCUCAUCAAUGAGUGCUCGGUUAAAUGUUUAUCCUGUUGGUCUUACAUAAAUGGCCCAAACGUUUUCUGCUUCUUGACAUCUGCUCAUCUUAUCUGCUAUUUUUUAUUUUAGUUUUUCACUUGCAUACACAUACAUUUUACCUUUAUAAACAUACACACACAUACAUAUAUACUCUAGAGUUCCUUAGUUUCUUUCAGCCAUCAUGUCUAAGGCCAUACUGUGGUUAUAAUUGUGUGUGUGUAUGCAUAGUGUGUAUACAUGUUUGUGUGUGAAUCUGUGUGUAUUAAUGAAUGUGUGAAUCUAUGCAUGUUUGUAUAUACGAUGAUGGUAUAUGUAUA
This is a messenger RNA of Octopus sinensis (East Asian common octopus), 5016 nucleotides long. RefSeq names its product bromodomain-containing protein 1. Gene Ontology annotation, biological process: regulation of transcription by RNA polymerase II. The transcript has 15 exons. Bases 276 to 4265 code for a protein of 1329 amino acids. Gene Ontology annotation, cellular component: MOZ/MORF histone acetyltransferase complex. Gene Ontology annotation, molecular function: protein binding. Lineage: Eukaryota; Metazoa; Mollusca; Cephalopoda; Octopoda; Octopodidae. The record is from RefSeq and is a predicted model, not a curated record.